This is a messenger RNA of Heterobasidion irregulare TC 32-1, 1740 nucleotides long. RefSeq lists its product as uncharacterized. The coding region runs from base 181 to 1665 and encodes 494 amino acids. NCBI's taxonomy places the organism in Eukaryota, Fungi, Basidiomycota, Agaricomycetes, Russulales, Bondarzewiaceae. The record is from RefSeq and is a predicted model, not a curated record. The transcript has 5 exons.
UAUGUGCGAGGCCCUAGGCCGAAGGUCGAGCUGCCAGAGUCCAAGCCAUGGCUUCAAUUCAGCAUAAGACGCCAUGGACAGGUGCUGAGUCUCCCUCUCGAGACUCAUCUAAUCCGCGCGACACACCCGCUCACCUCCCCAUGGAUUCUACUUAUUUUGGGAGCAGCCUGGAUCAUCGGCAUGGCAUUCUUCUCCCGCGCACAGUCUUUCCAAACACCGGCAGACUCUUUCAUCUCAUGCACAUCCACAUACUGGGCAGCCAACAAUGGAUGUGGAUUAGAUGGAUCGUCCUGUGCCCCGUUCGAAAAUUCAACUUUCAAUUUUCGGUGUCCGGCGCAGUGCGCUCCUGUCGUCCUACAAAACCCUAGGACGGUAGGCAACGAACAGAUCGUUUUCAAGCCCCUGAUCGUUGGAGGCGGUGAUGACGAUGAGACGUAUCGAGGGGACAGUUUUAUCUGCGCUGCAGCUCUACAAGCCGGCUUGAUCAGCAAUUCUAGGGGAGGCUGUGGUACCGUCAACCUCGUCGGAAGCUACACAAAUUUCUUACCUCGCACGGCCAACGGCUUGAGCUCCAUCGGCUUUCCUUCGGUAUUCCCACUGUCCUAUCGUUUCUCAGAAUCCCCUCCAUUUGCGCACUGCUCCGACAUGCGCAACGAAGCGCUCGUUAUGAAUGUCAUCGUCACCACGAUCCUAUUUAUGGCCUUGCGACCAAAGCCUAUCAUUCUUUUCUGGUGCUUGGUCUGCAUCGGUUACUGGCACAUCACACUAUUUUCGCAACCUCGCAGCAACCCGCCCGAUCUCGCUGACGGGUUUGGCACAUUCCUUCCCACACUAUUCAUCUGUUAUGCACUCUGGCGCUUAGCGAUCCGCUUUGUUUUGCCUGUAUUCGCGACCAAGAUGCCUCUAGAGGGCGCGGUUUGGUUCCUUGGGCCGUAUUGGGUCACGGUACUCACCAAUCUGACCACGGACAAGAUUCCCAUUGACCGCUUGACUGCUGCUGACAUCAAAGCACAACCAGGCGGUUUGAUAGCUUUGAUCAUCAUCAUCGUUGUUUUACUUGUAAUCGUCAUCAAUCAAGUACGCGUCAUACGAAAGACCGGCUGGUUGCCGUACUAUCUUGGCUGGUACAUCCUUGGCGGACUUGUGACACUCGUGCUGGCCUUACUCCCGACAUUGAAUCUUCGGAUUCAUCACUACUUUUUGGCGAUGGUCUUGAUGCCCGGAACGGCAUUCCCCACCAGAUUAUCUGCCCUAUAUCAGGGAUUUUUAUUAGGAAUGUUUCUCAAUGGCGCAGCUGCUUGGGGCUUCGACUCCAUUCUACAAACCGCGGCGCAGCUUAUACGAGAUGCGCCUUUGGGCACCGAUCUUCCAUCGUUUGCCACCAACUCAUCCACCUUCAACGCAUCGAUGUCUUUGCAAAACCAGACCAUCUUUUGGUCGGCUCUGCCAAGUGGCGAAGGCUGGGAUGGUUUCUCGCUCCUCGUAGAUGACGUGGAGCGUUAUGUUGGGGUCGCUUUGAACUACUCCUUAGCAAGCUUACAACUCGGCAUACCCCAUUUCUUCCGGAUAGCCUUUACAGAUUCUGGGGCAGUGGGGGAUUAUACGAUGCCUGCGACUCUAUGGCCAAAUGGGACGUGGACGGACCCACUCCCCGGGCCUUCAUGAACAGUCUACUGCCGGAAUAUUUAUAAGUUUUGGACAUAUUGUCGUACUUAGGUACAAUGUAGCUGUUGAUAAUGG